Thalassophryne amazonica is the source of this 2888-nucleotide messenger RNA. RefSeq names its product kinesin-associated protein 3-like. Gene Ontology annotation, cellular component: ciliary transition zone; kinesin II complex; axoneme. NCBI's taxonomy places the organism in Eukaryota, Metazoa, Chordata, Actinopteri, Batrachoidiformes, Batrachoididae. The record is from RefSeq and is a predicted model, not a curated record. Gene Ontology annotation, biological process: microtubule-based movement; cilium organization. The transcript is spliced from 21 exons. Bases 131 to 2464 code for a protein of 777 amino acids. Gene Ontology annotation, molecular function: kinesin binding.
GCCAUCAAACACUAAAAAGAAGAAGUAGAAGAACACUAUACCUGGAGGAUUUCUGUAGUCGUGAUUUGAGAAAUUGGCUAAAUUUAAGCGAUUUAUAAUUGAACAUUUGAAAUAAAAACAAAUUAAGAAGAUGCAGGAUGACGCAUGCUACCUGAAACGCAAAGUGGUGGUUGGCAGUUUGGACGUUCAUCCGACAGACAAAGCCCUUGUGGUCCACUAUGAGGUAGAAGCACGUAUCCUGGGAGAGAGUGGAGGUCAUAUGCUGGGAGAGCGCAAAGAGGGACAAAAAAUUAUUCGUGUAAAAAGUCUUUCUCCUAGUACAGAUGUGGGACUACUGGCCAAAAAGGUGGUAGAGGAGUGUAAGCUCAUCCCUCCAUCCCGAAUUCUUGAGGUGGAGCAGCUCCUAUACUACCUCCAGAACAGAAAAUCAAGCCCAGUAGAUGGCAGAGCAGGGGACAGGAAGGAGAAAAGAACAGUUAAACCCAAAGAGCUGACACUAUUUGAAGGAAUGGAGUUGAAUGAGGAAGCCAGUAUAACCAGAGUAGAUGAGUAUGUUGAGUUACUCUAUGAAGGCAUCCCAGAGAAGAUCAGAGGCUCAGCCCUGAUUCUACAGCUUGCCCGCAACCCUGACAACUUGGAAGAACUGCUACACAAUGAAGCAGCUCUCGGUGCUUUAGCCAGAGUUUUAAGAGAAGACUGGAAGCAGAGUAUGGAGCUGGCUACCAUCAUCAUCUACAUUUUUUUUUGUUUCUCCAGCUUCUCCCAGUUUCAUGGAGUGGUGAGUCAUUAUAAAAUAGGAGCUCUGUGUAUGAGUGUGGUAGAACAUGAGCUGAAAAGACACGAUGUGUGGCGUGAGGAGCUACGCAAGAAGAACAAAGCUUGUGAGUCUGCACCUGAGAAUGGAUCUCUAAGAAGAGACCAGGAAAAAGCUUUGAGGAAAUACCAAGCCCUUCUGGCUAAACAGGAACAGCUACUCAGGGUGUGUCUUUAUCUCUUGUUAAACCUCGCUGAGGACACAAGGACUGAACUGAAGAUGAGGAAUAAAAACAUUGUUGGUCUGCUGGUCAGAGUUCUUGAACGGGAUGAUGAGGAGCUGCUGGUCUUGGUGGUUUCCUUCCUCAAGAAACUGUCCAUCUUCCUGGAAAACAAGAAUGACAUGGCAGAGGUGGAUACUGUGGAGCGGCUGGCUCGCCUGUUGCCCUGUGACCAUGAAGACUUGGUCAAUCUGACUCUGCGUCUGCUGCUCAACCUUUCAUUUGACUCUGGUCUUCGAGCAAAGAUGGUAGAGGUUGGACUGUUACCCAAAUUGACUGCAUUGCUAGGUGAUGACAACAAUCACCAGGUAGUCAUGCGUAUCCUGUACCACAUCAGCAUUGAUGACCGCUUCAAAGGCAUGUUUGUUUACACCGAUUGCAUACCUCAGCUUAUGCAGAUGCUGUAUGAACAUAGUGAGGAAGAAAUUGAAACAGAGCUCAUCUCUGUUUGCAUUAAUCUGGCUGCUAACAAAAGGAAUGCACAACUCAUGUGUGAAGGCAAUGGGUUAAAGAUGUUAAUGAAAAGAGCUUUGAAGAUGAAAGAUUGCCUUCUGAUGAAAAUGAUCAGAAACAUCUCACAACAUGACGGACAAACUAAACCUCUAUUCAUAGACAAUGUAGGUGACCUGGCAGCUGAGAUUCGUGCAGAUGAAGAGGAAGACUGGGUUCUGGAGUGUCUGGGAACGCUGGCCAACCUCACCAUCCCAGACCUGGACUGGGAGUUGGUGCUGAAAGAGUACAACCUGGUACCUUACCUCAAAGACAGGCUGAAACCAGGCUCGGCAGAGGACGAUCUGAUUCUAGAGAUAGUGAUCAUGAUUGGAACAGUGUCAAUGGAUGAUGCCUGUGCCGCCAUGUUGGCCAAAUCUGGCAUCAUUCCAGCUCUUAUUGAACUGCUGAAUGCCAAACAGGAAGAUGAUGAAUUUGUUUGUCAGAUUGUCUACGUCUUCUAUCAGAUGGUUUUUCACCAGGCUACACGAGACGCCAUCAUCAAAGAAACCCAGGCACCAGCAUACCUGAUAGAUCUGAUGCACGACAAGAAUGUUGAAAUCCAAAAGGUCUGCCACAACACCCUUGAUAUUAUUGCUGAGUAUGAUGAAGAAUGGGGGAGGAAGAUUCAGUCAGAGAAGUUCCGUUUCCAUAACAACCAGUGGCUGGAGAUGGUUGAGAGUCGCCAGGCUGAUGAAGCUGAACCAUAUCUCUAUGACAACGAUGACAGGACAGACCUCUUCUACAGCGCAGAUGGCAUAACUCCAGCAGAUGGUUCAGUCAGCCCAGAUUUCUUCAGUGAUCUCCAGCCUCAGAAUGGAGAUACUAACCUUACUGGAGAUGGUUGUGAUGCGUUUGACCAGACCAGCUCAUCACCUGGACGACCGGCCACAGCCUAUGGCUUCAGACCUGAUGAACAGCCGUACUAUCAGUAUUGUUAGACUCAGAAAUAAAUUAUUGAAUAUGCUCUGCUUACAAUCUACGCAGUGGUGGAGUUUUCCAAUAUUAACACAAGUAAAUGUGAAUAUAUAAGAUUAUUUAACUGUGAGAAGUAUUGACCAAAUACUUCUGCUAGUCCAGCUUUCCCAAACCUCCAGUGCUUGUCUUUUUAGUUAAUGUCUUUAGGCUGUUUAGAGUGUGACACUGAUAAUUAACUGUUUUACUGAUAAGCAUCUUUGCACAUAGUAGUCUUGAUGUAUGGUUAUGGUUUUUGCACUUUAUUUUGUUUACAAGUUUUGUUUGAAUAAUUUUUUAUUGCUAAUGUAACGAUACACUAUGAACAGAAGCAUGUAUUGUACUAUAUAUACUGUAUUCCUGUCGUUAUUCAUCCUUAGAUUGUUUAAUAAAAAUAUAUCUCACAAGGAA